Molecule: messenger RNA, 492 nt
Organism: Diabrotica virgifera virgifera (western corn rootworm)
Lineage: Eukaryota; Metazoa; Arthropoda; Insecta; Coleoptera; Chrysomelidae
Exons: 2
Coding region: 60-314 (84 amino acids)
Source: RefSeq, a predicted model, not a curated record
UUGAAGUUAUGUUAAUAUAAUUAAAAAUUAUAAUACUAAUUGCUAAAAAUUAUAAUAAUAUGUGGUUUGAAAUUUUACCAUCAUUAGGUAUAAUAGUUGGUGCAUUGGCAUUUCCACAUGUGUCUGCUUAUUACUUUAACUAUAUAGUCGUAGGAAAUAUGUUUAGAAGAAAAAUGGAGAGUUUUGAGGAAAGACUACAAUACUUAAGAGACAGAAGGCUUACCAGAAAUCCUUAUAAAGUCCAGGGAUUGGAAGCUGUUCCAGAUGACAGUGAAGAACCUGAGACAGUAUUAAAAAGUGAAGAUGAAUGCUAGUCACAAAUUGCCUCUGCAGUUCGCGACUGGCAAGCAAUCUGAAACUGAUAUGAAGCAGUUUAAAAAUUGUCGCCUGUCAAAUAAUUCACUCAACGCGCCAAGCAAAUUAAUAAUAGUUUUUGUUUAAUAUCGAUUAAAAGUUAAUUUGCUAAAGUUAUUAAAAUCAAUCUUUCAAAAA